AUUUCGGCCGUGUUGUAGUCGAGGCAUGUCAUUUUCAAUUCCGCCAUGUCCGUGGCAUACUAUCCAUCGUCCGAUUUCUCAAUGGAUCACCAAUUCCCAAGCAAACAACGGUUUGUGGCACUCAGCAUGCAACGACCUACCCCCCCACUACAACGCCACGCCAUGAACGUCAUGCCCAUGCACAAGAAACCAGUCGAGCUCGGUGGCGCCUGCAAGCAACGGUCUUGGCGCGGCACAUGUCGGUACAAGUCGGGCCGGUGCUCGAACGAGCGCACGCUCAAAUUCAACGGCGAAAUCCACACCAUGUGCGAAGAACACCGCAUCCGACACAACAACAACCAACGGCGGUCAGACCUGAAGCGACGCAUCAAAAAGUCGCCCGAGCUCACGAGCAGCACCAGCCUUCCCUACCUCAGCGGUGCUCCAGUGCAGCCCUCCUCAGGGUGCAGCAGUCAAAAGCGUCCGUCCCUGCAAAAGCAACUGUUUGCCGCGUUGGACCUGUCCUCUGGCGAGGCAUUCCUAAAGCCAGAAGCCAUGGACGCCAUCAACAACCUCAUGAGCGACGACGACCAACCCGACUACGAAAUCCGACCCCCGUCCUGCACCAUGGAGCUAACACCGCAAGAAGUCAAGAUCCUGCACUCCAUUUUGGACAUGGACGACGAGUCCAUGGGAUGAGAAGCGGCGUCAAGUUGUCCACAUAUAUACCCCGGUGUAACAUCUGUAUUGUACCCCGCCAUCGACCACCGCCUUCCAACGACCCCGCCACCCAUGUCAUCGCCUGCCAAGGGUAGCUAGCACAGAAGGAAACUAUAAUUUGACAUUGUAUUUAUUUUUCUCCGCGGCGCUACUACGUGG
Molecule: messenger RNA, 858 nt
Organism: Aphanomyces astaci
Lineage: Eukaryota; Oomycota; Saprolegniomycetes; Saprolegniales; Verrucalvaceae
Exons: 1
Coding region: 46-678 (210 amino acids)
Source: RefSeq, a predicted model, not a curated record